AUGGACAAGCCAUCUGCCGCCUCCGAUGGCGCUCCUGGCACGCUCCCGUCGACUGCCGCUCAACCCAAUAAUAACAACCCCCCCUCUCGCAUCGCUGUUCCCGCCGCCUCUGCUGCCGCCACCCCAGCAGAAGCCCUUACGAAUGGCAUCCCCCAUUCUGCAUCAAAGGCUUCGUCGGCCGCCAACUCCAACGGAACAACACCCAACCCUUCCCGGGACGCCUCUCCCGGUCGCCUGAUUCGAAAAGCCACUUCCUCGAGCCGCCUCUCCGGCACACGCUCUCGCAAAAACAGCCAGCAGGACCUCAGCCCGACCCGCCCUUCCAGGUCACAAAUACCGACACACACAGCAGCUGCGCGAAGCCUAUCAACCUCUGCCACCCCCGCCCUGCCGCCCGGCGUCAAGGAAGCACAGCAGGCUUCAACACCACAGAAGAACGGCGUUGUGCCGACCGACUCCAAGGACAGCCCCCGAUGGCCAAUAUCCCCUCGAUUGCGAUCUCCACCACCAAAUUCAAACAGGGCCGGCCCUGCAGCACCAAAGUCCGAGCCAGAUCUGCCCGCCAUCAACGUUUUGCAAGCCAGUCCUGCUGUCAAGCCCGCCGACACUCAGGCUACAACGGAGAGUGAUACUGACGAUUCCAAGUCUGGCUCUGGUGUCCACACGCCUGUCCGUGCCGCCCUGGAAACUGUUCAAGAGGUCACUACCCCGGCUGCCGAGCGCGGCAUCCUGGAUCAUGUCAAGGAAAAGCUUGCUGCUCCCGAUCCCCAGUCCGACACCGCCUUGAGCGAUGGUGGACGCACCGUGAGAGCCCGCUCCAACCAGACCCCGGACAACACAAUGGAGGGUGCGAAUAGGGCCGACAUCCGGAGGACUACCUCUGUGCCCCCGCCUCCUGUCGCUCGCCAGUCUAGCUCGCUGUCAAUGAAGCAGGGCAAGGGCAAGACGGAAGGCUCCACGCAGAACAUGACUGUCGAGACCGAGACUGUGGCCAGCAUCCCACAGGUGGCCCUGAACUCCAGCUCCAAGGCCGACGGCGCAAACGGCACUCUCAAGACCAAGCAGAGCACCGAAACGAUCAAGCCGAAGAAGGAAAAGAAGAAGCCGGCCCGAAAACAACCCAACGUUCACACCGGAACAUCCGCCUCCAAAGCCGACAACUUUGAGGCCAAGAUUGCCAGCGCCGUCGACGAGGCCAACACUUCCGACUCGGAAGAAACUUUUGUCUACGACUCUAACCCUCCUGACGGCGGUGACCGUACUGUUCGUCGUUUCCACUCGCGUACGCCCAGCGCCACCUCCAUGGUCAGCCAGCCUCCCGAUCGCCAAAACGUACGCUCCAUUUACGGUGUCAUGGAGGCUAGCGGCCAUCAUGGCCCCGUUCCCAAGAAGAGCAUGAAGUUUGUCAACACAUUUAACGGCUCUGGGACAGAAAGCUUGACUCCUGGGGAAGACGACGGCAAGGCCUCCGGUCGCAGCGCCGGUGGCUCCGGCCGCGGAACCGCAAGACACCAUCAUCAUAUUGGCAGAUGGGGUCGCCAGCCCAACAACAGUCACCUGUCCAUAUUUGACAACGAUUCGCCCUUUGCCAACACGGUCAGAUCAAAGCCCGCGAAUCCCGGAUCUCGAACCUCAUCAGGCCCGACAAGCCCGCGCAAUCAUCAUUCUCCCCGUGGACAACUCAGCUCCAAGCGCUCUGCUCUUCAAAUGUCGUCCAUCUACGACAUGGAUGAGAAUGCUGGUGUCGAUGACGAGCGAACGCCCCUGAUGGGAACCGCUCGCUACAGAUCCAGUCGGAAUAGGCGCGGUCCCCACAACCUCCGACAGGCAGAGUCUCAGACCUACACCAGGCGAUCUUCGUACCUGAACCGAUUUGCGGCAUGCCUUGUCCUUACCAUGAUGUUUCUCCUGGUAAUUACUGGUGCCAUUGGAUUCAUGUUUGCCACGUCUCAGCCCAUGGCUGGCAUUGAACUCGUCUCGAUUCAGAAUGUUGUCACAAGUGAACAGGUUCUCAUAUUUGACGUUUCGGUCAAGGCUCACAAUCCAAACAUUGUCCUGGUUACAGUCGACCACACUGACCUGGAGAUAUUUGCCAAGUCGGACCACGCCGGCACAGAUUCAGACUGGUGGAAGCAGCCUGGACCUGGAGAUGAAAUGCAGGCUCGAGCCGGCGGCAAGAAGCCCAAGGACAAGGACGGCAAGCACGAUGACGAUGGCGACGAGGAAGACAACCGUCCCAAUAUUCUCUUGGGCCGCAUCACCGAGCUUGACAGUCCACUCAUGUUUGAGGGCUCACUCUUCCACCAGGGCAGUUCUACCUCGACUGGGGAGAUGAAGCUCCAGUCUCCUGGAAAUGGCACAGCCGGAGGUGUCAAGAGAUGGGAUCUCAUCUAUCAGAAUGAGUUUGACCUCAUAAUCAAGGGUGUCUUGAAGUACACUCUACCUCUUAGCGCCCGUGUCCGCAGUGCGACCGUCUCAGGACGUACGACAGUGAAGCCCAACUCGGCCAAUGAUCCCUCCCUUCGACCCCCCAAUUCGACUGUACCGAUUACUCCGGUUACUCCAGUCACCCCAAACAAAUAA
Molecule: messenger RNA, 2583 nt
Organism: Akanthomyces muscarius
Lineage: Eukaryota; Fungi; Ascomycota; Sordariomycetes; Hypocreales; Cordycipitaceae
Exons: 1
Coding region: 1-2583 (860 amino acids)
Biological process (GO): protein localization to vacuolar membrane; vacuole inheritance; positive regulation of phosphatidylinositol biosynthetic process
Cellular component (GO): PAS complex; fungal-type vacuole membrane
Source: RefSeq, a predicted model, not a curated record